Messenger RNA from Gloeophyllum trabeum ATCC 11539, 889 nucleotides. RefSeq lists its product as uncharacterized. The transcript is spliced from 4 exons. Lineage: Eukaryota; Fungi; Basidiomycota; Agaricomycetes; Gloeophyllales; Gloeophyllaceae. Gene Ontology annotation, molecular function: protein binding. The record is from RefSeq and is a predicted model, not a curated record. Bases 43 to 657 code for a protein of 204 amino acids. Gene Ontology annotation, biological process: proteasome regulatory particle assembly. Gene Ontology annotation, cellular component: cytoplasm; nucleus.
CCUUGAUCCACCUAUUAGACCAGAAUUUGCCUCUCGUAUACGAUGGGAAUGACGUUCCCUCCCCCGCACACUCCGGCUGAGCAAGUUCGCACCUUGAUGGGCCAGAAAGAGAACCUCGAAUCCGAGCUCGAUGCCCAAUUCUCCAUCCUUUCAGCGAACAGCUCGACUAUGAACUCACCACUGCUCGACCCGGAAGGCUUUCCGCGAUCUGACAUUGACGUCUGGGCGGUCCGACAUGCGCGUGUGCGCAUCAUCGAGCUGAGGAAUGAUAUGACUGCCUUGAUGGACCGGAUUGCGAGGGCGCUGGAGGGCGUGUAUGAUCCUAACAUCGUGAACGGUACACCGACGUCGGCGUCAUCUGCGGCGCAGCAGGCAUCCCUGUCUCCGUUUGCGAGGGUAGAUGGUGUUGCGCCGGGGAGCCCAGCGGCAACCGCAGGUUUGCAGAGAGAAGAUCUCAUACUGAAGUUUGGCAGUCUCACGGGCCUGACGUCGCUGCAGCCCCUGGCCGAGCUAGUUUCACUAAACGAGAAUCGAACGAUCAAGGUCCUCAUCCUCCGAGAAGCAGAGCAGCUGACGCUGGACUUUACCCCCCGAAAGGGUUGGGGUGGUAGGGGAAUGCUCGGGUGUCAUAUAGUGCCAUAUUCGGUGUCGCAGUAGUCCAUUCUUACUUGUAUCGAUAUAAGCCACACCCACUGUAUUUCUAUCAUUUCUUCUGCGUGCUCGCGCCUUGUACUGCUAGGAGUCCCAUUAUAACUUGGCUAAGGAAGACGUGUCUCCGUAUACGAUGGUAUGAUCCUUCUUGAACCGGCUGCCCGGAUCCACGCUUCUGGCUACUCUGACUGCAUCAACGCUGCGCUGUAAUUCACCCUCCAUCACCCAACGUCUGAAC